AUGAGUCUGGACGCCAGUAGAGCCGAAAAUUAUGCAGCUGCUGCUAAAUAUGCUUCUCAGAUCGAACAAGUAUAUGGAAACUCAAGCCAAGGUAUCGACGAGUCAAAGCUACUCGGGGAAUUGCUCAAGUUGAUCGACAAGAUUCCCGAAGAUGAGCAUCUGUUCUGCAACGAGCACUACCGGUCAGUUGCCGUGUUCUGUCUUACGCUUUUCUCCUUCAGCAAUCAGGGCACUAUCGCUUGGCUGAAGGGUCGAUUCGACCCAGUGUUAGGGAGAUGCAAAGAUUGCGUACGUCACUUCACGCGGGGAAAAUGUAAGAUGUUGCAGCACUUCUCGGUGCUGCGAAAGGUACCGUACGAGCACGUCACCAAAUUCAACAACAUCGUGUCGCUUUGGAGAUCUCAGGCUUUGAUUUCCGUUAUCCAAGGCAUUUCUGUCAACAAUAACACCGAUAUCAACCUAACAGAAGAGAUCAAAGUGGCAAUCCUUGAGUGUUUUUGUAACCCGCAAGUUCUGAGGAUCAACGAAACACUGAAGGCUGCAUUUGACGCGGUAUUCAAAUUCCUUUACAAUUCUCAGCAUCCAAUGCUAGGCCAUGAAGCUGAAGAGCCUGUCGAGAAGCACGUCACAGCGGGCCUGAUAUAUUGCUGGUUUGAAGGUACCAAGGAAGAGGCGGCAUGGGCCCGAAGUUGCCUGGAGAAUCUAGCCAAGAAAGAAUUUGCAUUUACAGAGGACAACUUCACUCAGGAUCUGUUCGAAGAGAUAAACGUGCAUUUUCUGUAUCUUCAAAACACUAGCAACUUUCACGAGGCCUUGGUAUCUCACUUUUGGCUGAAGUUCAACCCCAUUUAUUUUUUGCUGAGCCCGUCUUUAAUUCAAACUUAUCUCGUUGUCCCUCCAAAUCUGGAUUCUUUGCGCCAGUCUAUUCGACACCCGAUUGUAUCCAUCUACAAGUUGUGGUACACCCACUUGGCUCAUAAUUUUCGCGAAAAACCAUUAGCCAUACUCCUCAAGGUCUUGAGAAUCUUUCUGGAGAAAGUCGGCCAUUCAUUCUGGAGCUUGAUCGAACCUUUCACUUUCCACAGCAUCUUAGACUUGGUCUUCGAGAAAAACAUGCUCUCCAACGCGCUCAUCAAAAUUCAAAACAAUCCACUUGCAUCUCAGGAUUUUGACGCCCUUCUGAUCGAAGAACCUUCCCUGACCGACUUGGUUUCAUGGACGUUACCUUUCUAUCACUCUUUGUCUCCUCCCAAGAGAAUACAAAUGGUCAAAAAGGUUUCAACGGCUUUUAUUCGUGUCAUUUCUAGUCAUCCAUCAUUGAAUCCGAUUCCUAAGGCAUGUUUGAUCAAUUCUUCCACAGCACUACUUAGCGCAGUUCUACUUGUGACAGAUAAAGAGAGAGCUAUGCUAUAUUCUGACGAAAGUUUUGAGACAACCUUAUUCACGAAACUCGAUUCUCGCGCGCUUCUGAAUAAUGACAUGGUUUUGAACAUAGUUGUGCAAUGUGCUACCAAUGUACGCGCUUUUCUUGGUGCAGAGCAACCGAUAAGCUCAGUAGCAUACUCGGCGACAAAAGUUUUGGCCUCCUGCAUCGACUACGACAUAUUGUUACUGUGUCAAGCGUCUUACCGCAUCUACCGCGAAGAAAAGGCAAAUGACGUGAAGGUAAGUACGGGCUUGCUUUCGAAGGUGAUACAACAUUUGGAUCUCGGGCGCUCUAAUGAGCCUUCGCGCCUAGCAGCGUUGCUGUUAUCAUCCAUGCGCAAUGUGAACGGUCUUCUGAGGCCAAAAACUUCAGACCCUUCGGCUAAUCAACAUAAUACGUGCAUCAGGCUUUAUGUUGAUUUACUGAAAUCUCUUUUGGUGAAAAUCACUGACAUACCACCUUCUCAUCUGAUCAAGGUACUCACAGAUGAGAGUGGUUCUCGAGGUUUUUGGUCUUGCAUUUUUACAUCUGACAUCGAGAUUUAUCAGACAGCAACCAAUAUCUUGUACGAAACCUUUGACGUAGAGGGUCGACUGGAAGGGAUUCAGGAAAUGCUGAAACGCAAUCUCAGCUUCAGCUUGGAGUCCAUCAACUUAGUGUUAACUCAGUUGACGAAGCAUGAAUUUUUUGAACCCUGUCCAAGGGCUAUAAGGGUUUUGAUGGACAUUAUAAACGUUUUUUCGGAUCCUGUGAAUGGAACCUUUGCUAACUAUGCAUCCAUGAAAAACGAGAGGACAGACCAGAUUUUAGAAACAUUUUGGAGCUUAUCUUGGAAGUUUUUGAAUAUGAUUUAUCGUGCGACGCUGAAGUGGGCGUCUAAGUAUCCCUACUCAGAAUUGGAGAAUUUCACCAAAGAUACGCUUGAUACCAGCAUUUCAUUGUUAGAAGCAUAUCGGGAGUUUUCAGGAACUCUGGCGUCGGGCAAUGAUCCAAAGCAGUCAGAAACACUUCUUAAUCAUGUACUGGCGACUUUUCAUGAUAUGUUGUACUGGUUGCGUCUAAGUGAUGAAUAUCUUCUAGCAUCGUGCGUUAAACUUAUAGUCAAGGCAGCGGACUUGGCGAUCGAGAAGGGAUUCAAAUUUGACGACGUACUAGUGACAACAAUGACAAAGUAUGCGUCCAAAGCUCGCAAGUUUUCCAACAAAUUAACCCCGCAACAGUCUUCUGAGCUGGUAUCAAGAGCCAAAGAGUUUAACGACAAAUUGGUAGAUAAAGUCACAGCAGAGGUUGACCUCUAUCAUAAAGAGAAAGAAAAGUCAAAUGCAAGUGUGGGUUCUUCCUCUGCUCGUCUUUCUCCAGCACCGAUGGGUAGCAAAGUACAAACUAGCAGCCCGGCGACCUCUAUCGAGUCUAAGGUCGAUUUUCUGCAGAGGAAGGCUAUGUCUUCUUCUUUGAUGGGUAGACCAAAAAGCCAAGCCAAGAUUACAUCAUUUGGAACACUUAAGCCAGGUAUGUCUCCUAGUCCUCGAGAACAGCAAAAGGCACAGCCUUCAAAAGUUGAAUUGGCACGGAGGCAGCUCUUGGCUGGUCGAAAAGUUCAUCCUCCUAGCUCUAAUGUUUUCAAUUCGAGAAAAAGUCAGGCACAACACAACACAAGAGAAGAUAGCAGCGAUGAAAGCGAAGAUGAUUUGGAAGAUGCGAAAGAACUCUUUUCGAUGUCAAAGAAUAAGGAACGCCGCACCCCAAUUGUUCUAGAUAUCAACGGGAAACCCAUCAAGAAGGCCGAUAGUGCUGAGCGAAAGAAACUAGAAGAAGAGAACAUGAGAAGAAGGUUAAAUGUCGAUUUGAACCCAUUUUACGAAAAGGUCCUAAAAUGGAAAUACACUAACUCCGGUGAGUAUCCAUCCAAUGACCAAAAACACAUAUACACGGACGUUAAAGAUACAUUCAAAUCUGCAGAAGAUUAUCAAAAAGUCAUGCAACCGCUUUUGCUUUUAGAAUGCUGGCAAGGUUUGUGCGCAGCAAGGGACCGUGAAGAGAACAAACCUUUCAGUUUAGUGGUCGGAAACCGGACGGCAGUAUCGGAUUUCUAUGAAGUCUAUGCUUCUGUUAGUAAAAAACUGAUUGUAGACGCCGGCAUUACUGACUCAGAUUUGGUGGUUUUGUCGCACUUUCCGAGUGCUAGAAACUUGGGUGAUGUUCGAGCGGACGACUUCAAAACAGCUGAAAACACUUGUUUAGCAAAAGUUUGGGGAAUGAAAAAUAAUAAGGGCGAUAAUAUGGACCUGACAUUGAGAAUCGAUAGAAGUACUCAAUUUAGCAGGUUCCUUACCCUCCGUGCUGAGAUUUUUGCCGUGAAAGUAAUGCAGAUGACAACAGUCGAGAGAGAAUAUGCUGCCUUGAUAGGUUUGCCUUUCUACGAUCUCGUCCGUCAGAUUACGAGCGGAAAUUCAACAGCCAAACCUAACAUUGAGAAAAGAGAGAUUGAAGAGAUAAAAGCAAACUACAAUCUCAACAAUUCACAGGCCGAAGCCAUAGCAAGCACUGUGUAUUCUGAAGGGUUUUCUUUGAUUCAAGGCCCUCCAGGAACAGGCAAAACAAAAACCAUUCUGGGUAUUAUUGGAUACUUUUUGAGUACUCAGAAAUUGCUACCUGCUGGUGUUAUCAAACAACCUGUAGAUGUCGCUACAUCCGGAACAUCAACUGAGCAGCUGCUGCAAAAACAAAAAGUUCUUAUAUGUGCUCCCAGUAAUGCGGCGGUAGAUGAGCUUGUCUUGAGAUUGAAAGGGGGAGUAUUUGAUAAAAAUGGGAAAGUUUUCAGUCCUAGACUUGUUCGUAUUGGUAGAUCGGAUGCAGUGAAUGCCGCCAUCAAAGAUUUGACUUUAGAAGAGCAAGUCGACAAGAAGCUCGGUAACAAGAACUAUGAAUUUGCCCACGAUCCUAAUUUGGAACAAAACUUGCAGAGUGCCCUCACCGAGCGUCGCCAGCUACGGCGUAAGCUAGAUGCAGAAGACGGUUCUGCUUCGAGCGAUCUGUCGACUGAUGAUAUUACUAAAAUACAAAUGAGCAUUAGGGAAUUGAGCAGGAAGAUAAACGAACUUGGCAAACAGAAGGAUGAGAUACGAGAGCGAAAUUCUGUUAAUUUUAGGAACAAAGAAGUCGACAGGAGAAAAGCUCAAUCCCGAAUUUUGGCCGAGAGUGAAAUCAUCUGUUCAACUCUGUCUGGUUCUGCACACGAUAUCUUGUCUUCGCUGGGUGUCAAAUUUGACACAGUUAUCAUCGAUGAAGCCUGUCAGUGUACAGAGCUUUCCACAAUCAUUCCCCUGCGUUACGGAGCGAAGCGAUGCAUUAUGGUCGGUGACCCUAAUCAAUUGCCGCCUACAGUCUUGUCAGGAGCCGCCAGUAACUUCAAGUACAACCAGUCUUUGUUUGUUCGGAUGGAAAAGAAAUGCUCGCCAUAUUUACUAAACAUCCAGUACAGAAUGCAUCCCGCAAUCAGCAAAUUUCCUUCUUCAGAGUUUUAUAAGGGCAAACUAAGCGAUGGGCCAGAAAUGGAAGCAGUCAAUUCGAGGCCAUGGCAUAAGCGCUCCCCAUUGGGGCCAUACAAGUUUUUCGAUAUCGCCACGGGUAGGCAAGAGCAAAAUAAGAAGUCUAUGUCGUUUGUUAAUUUCGAGGAAUGCAGAGUUGCGGUAGAGCUUGUUGAGAACUUGCUCAAUCACUUCGAAAACUCUUACGACUUUACUGGCAAGAUCGGUAUUAUUUCGCCGUACCGCGAACAAAUGCUUACUUUGAAAAGAGAAUUUAGAAGGUAUUUUGGCAACCCGGUUAUGAGCUACGUCGAUUUCAACACCAUCGAUGGGUUUCAGGGACAGGAAAAAGAGGUGAUCAUCAUUUCGUGUGUCAGAGCCGACGAUACGAAGUCGGGCGUUGGUUUUUUAAAGGAUUUUCGGCGUAUGAAUGUUGCGCUUACAAGAGCAAAGACUACCAUGUGGAUUUUAGGACACCACAGCUCCCUAUUCAAGAAUCAACUCUGGAAAAACUUGAUUACGGAUGCCAAAGAUAGAAACUGCUUAGAACUGGCUUGCUCGGGAUUUUUAAAUACCAACAAUCUUAAAGCGGCUUCAAAGUUAAAGCAAUAUGCCGGUUCACACGAUCACAUUCUCGGAGAUGGCUACGAUCCGACCGCACCAGCGGUGGAAAGAAGUAGUAAGCCCUACAAGAACUAUCAGAAUGAUAAGGAGAAUAGGUCACUUAAGGAAAAGAAUCGUCAGCAAACAAAACCUAUACCACAGGCCCGAGAACCCUACAAAAAAAAGCCUGCAUCCGGGGAUCAUACAGCUCAUACCUCCAAAGUGGAAAGCCACAGAAAUGAGCCAGUUGUCUCGAAAGAAAAAGCUUCUUAUGGCCUUUCCGGAACCAAAAAAAAGUCAUCCAUUUUCGGCGCGCCAUCAAUUGAUUCUGAGAUUGAUAUCAAGGUUAAUGCACCAGCAAUGCACACUAAAAAUUCGACGAAAUCGGAUGGCGUAAAACUAAAAGGUUCCGAAAAUGAAACUACACAACGUGUUACAAAAUCAGCAAAGCGUGUGCGUUUUGAUAAUUCACCAGUUACCAUUGUCGAAAAGAAGAUCAAAGUUGAGGCGCCGCAGCGGCCAAAAGCUGAUAAUGGUCCCAAAAUAUAUGCGAGCAAGAGAGCGUUGCCAGCGAACGCAAACCCAAAUAAUUCCAGUGAGAAUUCUCAUCCUCAAGCAUUUAACUCUUCUGCGAAUAAGGUUACCGAAUCUGAGAAUGACAGUGAUCAAGACGGAUACGACCCUUCGGCGUCGCCGUCCUUGGAUAUAAAUCGUGAUCCGUUCGCUACUGACUCAAAUAAGACGGCUGUCAAAAUCGGUAGGGACAAGACGUUGGCACGCUCUGCUGCUAGCCCCAACCCGUUCAUUCCGAAGCGAAAAAUACAAUUUCCCCACAAAAGAUAG
Messenger RNA from Lachancea meyersii CBS 8951, 6399 nucleotides. Lineage: Eukaryota; Fungi; Ascomycota; Saccharomycetes; Saccharomycetales; Saccharomycetaceae. The record is from the annotation of a GenBank genome assembly.